This is a messenger RNA of Striga asiatica, 2089 nucleotides long. NCBI's taxonomy places the organism in Eukaryota, Viridiplantae, Streptophyta, Magnoliopsida, Lamiales, Orobanchaceae. The record is from the annotation of a GenBank genome assembly.
AAAACCAGCAACAAAAGGAAAGCCAAUUGGAAUUUUGUUCUCAUAUAUUGUAGCCCUCUCUCUAAAUCUCUGAUUUUCUUGGGUCGCAAACAACACGGUGAAAAGACCCAAUUUUCGCCCGCCUGAAAUCAUUUGAUUCUGUGAUUCGACGAUCUUGAGAUGGAUUGGUGGUGCCCGCAUUGUUCGGAGAUUGUAUAAAUACUUGGGAAAUCUUGUGAUGUGGGUUUCGAAAUUAGGGUACGAAGAAGAUCAAAACUCUUCUGUUGGGUGUUGUUGGAAAUUUUGAAACCUGUCAAGCUUUUGUGCAAAAUUGUGAUUGAGGGUUCCGUUAUUUGAAGACAAAAGGAAACAGAUUGAUUAAAAAAAAAUAAAAAUAAUUCCCUCUUGUUUUGGGGUUCUGAAGAAGGCAAUGGUGACCACUACAUGGAGAAAAUUGGUGACCCCUUGCUGGAAGCCCUCAGUGGAUAAUCAAGGUCAAAAUGGCAGCAACAGUGGAGAUGAUCUUAACGGUCAUGUGGAUGGUUUGUGGUGGUACAAAGAUUUAGGGAAUCACAUUCAUGGGGAAUUUUCAAUGGCUGUGAUUCAAGCUAAUAAUGUGAUGGAAGAUCAUAGCCAACUGGAAUCCGGGCCAAUGAGCUCGAUCGAAUAUGGGCCUCAAGGGACGUUUGUCGGGAUUUAUGAUGGGCAUGCUGGUCCGGAAGCUUCUCGGUUUAUAAACGGCUGCCUUUUUGAAAAUAUUAAGAAUGAUAGAUAUUUCGAGGCAUACUCUAUUCAUGAUGCAGAAUUUACGUCAGAAAACCAUGAAAUGGCAGCCGAAGUCAUAAAAAACGCUUAUCUGGCAACUGAGGAGGAAUUCCUUUCUUUGGUCAAAAAGCAAUGGGCAAAUAGACCGCAAAUUGCUUCAGUGGGGUCGUGCUGUUUGGUGGGCGUAAUAUGCAAUGGCGUGUUGUACGUUGCGAAUGCCGGUGAUUCGAGGGCCGUUUUGGGAAGAGUAGAUAAAGGUGAAAAAGAGGUUAAGGCUGUUCAGUUAUCGGACGAGCACAAUGCGAGUUUUAAGUCUGUUCGGGAUGAGUUGCAGUUGUUGCAUCCUGAAGAUCCUCACAUUGUUGUUUUGAAGCAUAAUGUUUGGCGUGUGAAGGGUAUUAUUCAGGUGUCAAGAUCUAUAGGUGAUGCUUACUUAAAGAAAGCCGAGUUCAAUAGAGUGCCUUUGUUACCGAAAUUCAGACUUCCCGAACCUUUUGAGAAACCGAUUCUAUUGGCUGAGCCAUCGAUACACGUUCAAAAGCUUUAUCCAGAGGAUCAAUUUCUUAUAUUUGCUUCGGAUGGGCUGUGGGAACACCUGAGCAAUCAAGAGGCAGUCGAGCUUGUUCACAGUUCUCCACGCAACGGCAUUGCAAGGAAACUAGUGAAAGCAGCCAUACAUGAAGCAGCAAAAAAGAGAGAAAUGAGAUAUUCUGACCUGAGAAAGAUCGAUCGAGGGGUGAGAAGACAUUUUCAUGAUGACAUCACAGUUAUUGUUCUUUUCCUUGACUCACAUUUGGAUAACCGGAGUUCUUUCCAGGGGCCUAUUUUCUCUAUUAAAGCGUGUGGAUUUAACUCUGGAGACACCAAUACUUAGUAUAAUAGCCUUCUCAUAAAAACCAGUUAUUUUUCUUUUCUUUAUCAUCAUUGUUAUAAUUUUUCUUUUAGGUGUGUGUAUAGAGUUUGCUUUUUUGAAAUCUCACCCGUACUUUUUUCUUGAGGUUAGUGAUUAUGCCAGGAAGAUGAAAAAGAGAAGGAAAAAAAAAAUAAUAAAACAGAGGAACAGUUUAUGGUGACUGGCAGAUGAAACUGAGGGGAAGUGUUUAGGGUGAGAAAAGAGAGAGAUUUGGUUCAUUGCUAUUAGAAUAAUAUUCAGAUUCCUUCAUUGAUAACCCNUUUUUUUCCUCUUAUGCAAAAUACUGACCUGUGUAUUUUGUUUUUGCGAAAGUUUCAAAUUUGUUUCAUUGAUAACCAUAGAUUUGGCUUUAUGGUGAUGAUUAGUUUGAGACUUCAAGUCCUUGAUUCAUGAGAGACUUAUCAGUUUCAGUUUUCUAUUUUUUGAUUUUUU